Theobroma cacao (cacao) is the source of this 4101-nucleotide messenger RNA. The record is from RefSeq and is a predicted model, not a curated record. NCBI's taxonomy places the organism in Eukaryota, Viridiplantae, Streptophyta, Magnoliopsida, Malvales, Malvaceae.
GGGUACUAAUUUCAUUUUGGCGAACGGGGCCGAAUUAUCCCGCCAUUACAGACCGAGCUGCAUUUUAAAAGCGCUUUCUCCUACUUUUCUUGCAAACAUAUUUUUUGCUGUCCAGGUUUCUCUCUCCGAUUAAACCCUAAGGAAUCUGAUAUCAGAUCAGACAAAAAAGUUGGCUCGAACAGUUUAUUCCAGGUUGUUGCAUGGUGAAGUUUUAGAGCAAUGGAACUUUUAUCAGCAAUUCAGGAUUUAUGUUAGUCAAUGGCCAAGGAAAAAUAUACGAGUCAAAGCAAUUCAGGUGAAGGUUACAAAGAUGAAUGACAAACUUCCUAAAAUCAAUUGGUUGUCGCAUGUUGAUGCACAUGACAAUUUUUCAUGCCAAAAGAAGUUUUUAAGUUCAAAUUUUCUUUGCUCCUUAGAAACACAAAAACCUUGUACAGAAGAAGAAAUUCGUGCAAGGUUAAGAGUCUGCCAGAUUCAGAAUUCUCAAAAAGUUCAGCAUACUCAGGUGGAAAAGGCUUGGCAGAUUCUUUCUAGUCUUCCAACAUCUUGCAGGACCUACUUAAGACCUGGAACAACUGCUCCAGUUAAGAAUUCAAACGAUGAGAUUUCACAUAAUUGGAGAGGAAGAUCUACCCUAACAAACUCAUCAGACAUGAAGUGGUCUAAACAUAUGCAUGUCAGUCGAAACGUCAAUGAAACCGAUGGCAAGAUCAAUGAAGUGGGAAGGUGCAUGGCCAGUUCUUUUCCAUCAAGUAAUGCCAAUGCUGUGGAAGAUGGAAAUCACCUACAAAGGCACAGUGAGAUUAAAGCAUCCAUGUCCAACCGUAGUAAUUCGAAAGUUUUAGGUGGAUCAUUAUGGAAUCAUAUUGUCCAUGCUAGUCAACUGGAGCAGUCUGCAGAGGUUUUGGCUGAUGAAAUUGAUGACGAUGACUUACUCAAGGAUAUUGAUGUGGACCAGAUUGUCUCGAAACACUAUCAAUCAACUUGCACGCCUCAACCUUCUGUUUCUAAGUUCCCACCCAUUGCCCAAAUGGAUAAAAAUGCUUUUGCAGGAGAAGAAGAAGCUUGCUUGCCUACCGAAUUAUGCUCAAACUGCAGUCAUGGCUGUAAGCUAGGACUCUGCCCAGAAGCUGCUAGUCACGUGCAGGAGAUGAAGGACAAAUUAAUUGCUGUGUCAAAUGAAUUGCUUGACAACGCUUCCAACCUGAGUCCAGAGCAGAUAGAGAAGCUUCGCGAAGAUAGGUUGCAGCUGAAUAAGCAAAUUCAGCAGCUUGAGAGAUAUAUCUGUGAUAUGGAAAGGCAAAAGUCACAUUUCUCAGCAUCAACAGCAACUCGCACCUUUCUAUAUGGAACACCACAAACAGCAUCAUUCAGCAUUGACCCAAUUCGAUUUGAUGCCCAGGUUCAUUUAUGUAAUGAACCAAAUGGGUAUGAAAAUUGGAAUUCAUCAUCAGUUUCUUUUUCUUCUGUAAAUAAUUUUGGCGUCUCAUCAGGUCCUAUGGAACGAGAACCAUAUGUUCCAAAGAUUAUAGAAGUAAAUUAUAUUGAGGGUUCAAAUGACCAAAAGUGGAGUAGUAGGGAUUUCCCAUGGACUAAAAAGCUCGAGGCCAAUAACAAGAAGGUGUUUGGGAACCACUCGUUUCGCCCCAACCAAAGAGAGGUUAUUAAUGCUACAAUGAGUGGGUGUGAUGUUUUUGUUCUUAUGCCUACAGGAGGGGGAAAGAGCCUGACAUAUCAGCUGCCUGCUCUUAUCUGUCCGGGGAUAACAUUGGUGAUUUCGCCUCUUGUGUCACUCAUCCAAGAUCAAAUAAUGCAUUUAUUGCAGGCAAAUAUACCUGCUGCUUACUUGAGUGCCAAUAUGGAAUGGACUGAACAACAGGAGAUCCUUAGAGAGCUUACUUCUGAUUAUUGCAAAUACAAGUUGUUAUAUGUUACACCAGAGAAAGUAGCUAAGAGUGAUGUCCUGUUGCGGCACUUGGACAGUCUAAAUGCACGUGACUUGAUUGCAAGGAUUGUUAUUGAUGAAGCUCAUUGUGUGAGUCAGUGGGGGCAUGACUUUAGACCGGAUUAUCAGGGCCUUGGUAUCUUGAAACAGAAGUUUCCAAAGACUCCAGUUUUAGCUUUAACCGCAACUGCAACAGCUAGUGUAAAAGAAGAUGUUGUGCAAGCUCUUGGCCUCAAUAACUGCAUUAUAUUCAGACAAAGUUUUAAUCGCCCAAAUCUAUGGUAUUCAGUUAUCCCCAAAACCAAGAAGUGUGUGGAUGACAUCGACAAGUUCAUUAAAGAAAAUCAUUUUGAUGAAUGUGGAAUUAUUUAUUGUCUUUCAAGAAUGGACUGUGAAAAAGUUGCUGAGAAGUUGCAGGAAUGUGGACAUAAGGCAGCAUUUUACCAUGGCAAUAUGGAUCCUGCACAACGUGCUGCUAUUCAGAAGCAGUGGAGCAAAGAUGAAAUCAACAUAAUUUGUGCUACAGUGGCAUUUGGAAUGGGUAUCAACAAACCAGAUGUUCGCUUUGUCAUUCACCAUUCUCUUCCAAAAUCUAUUGAAGGUUACCAUCAGGAGUGUGGUCGUGCUGGUCGAGAUGGUCAGCGCUCAUCUUGCCUAUUGUACUACAGUUACAGUGACUAUAUACGAGUCAAGCAUAUGAUUAGUCACGGUGCUGCAGAGCAAAGUCCCUUUGUGUCUGGCUAUAGUCGCUUCAAUAAUUCAGGGAGGAUUUUGGAAACAAAUACUGAAAAUCUCCUGCGCAUGGUCAGUUAUUGUGAAAAUGAUGUUGAUUGCAGACGUCUCCUACAGCUUCUGCAUUUUGGAGAAAAAUUUGAUUCUGGAAACUGCAAAAAAACAUGUGAUAAUUGUUGCAGGGUUAAAAGUUUUGUUGAUAAAGAUGUCACUAAUAUAGCAAAGCAACUGGUUGAACUAGUGAAAUUAACAGGCCAGCAGUUUUCAUCAUCUCAUAUUUUAGAAGUCUAUAGAGGUUCCUUAAGCCAAUUUGUCAAGAAACACAGACAUGAGACUUUGAGCCUGCAUGGUGCAGGAAAACAUGUAGCCAAGGGUGAAGCUUCCCGCAUAUUACGUCAUCUUGUUAUUGAGGAGUUUCUUGUGGAAGACGUAAAGAAGAGUGAUAUUUAUGGAUCUGUGUCAUCAGUGCUGAAGGUGAAUGAAUCUAAGGUUCAAAAUCUCUGCGUUGGUGGGCAGACUAUAAUAUUAAGAUUCCCAAGCACUGUAAAAGCAACUAAACUGAGCAAAUCUGAAGUGACUCCAGCAAAAGGCUCAUUGACAUCUGGGAAGCUAAGUCCUCCAAGAGUUGAUACUCCAGCCCAAUCUCAAUCCAAAGUCGACUUGAAUCUCUCAGCAAAACUGUAUUCUGCUUUGCGAAUGCUUCGAACUGUUCUUGUCAAAGAAGCUGGCGAUGGAGUCAUGGCAUACCAUAUAUUUGGAAACGCUACCCUGCAGCACAUAAGCAAAAGAGUUCCAAGAACAGAGGAAGAACUCCUGGAGAUUAACGGCAUUGGGAAGGCUAAGAUAAGUAAGUACGGAGACCGAAUAUUGGAAACCAUUGAAGCUACCAUCAAGGAACACUACAAAACAGACAGAAACAGCAGUAGCAGCAAUGACAGCAAUGACUCAACAAAGAGAAGAAGAGAUGCAAAUGGUGCUCCAAAAGCAAAUGUAGACGACGAUGACUUCACCAGAAGCACCAGUCGAUCCAAGAAAAGGACGGUAAAGAUGCAGAACAAUGAUGGUGGGGCACAUUCUUCAAAAGACCCAGAUUACAACAAUCAGUGCACAGGUAAUGACCUGGACUUUGAUGAUUAUGAUGAUUACGGUGUUGAAUCUAAGUGCCCGGAGAUGAAGGUCCACGUGGAUGGUAUGGGAAGGGUGCUACCUUCAUGGUCAACGUGAAAUGGGUAACAAUCAACAUUGUAGUGUUUUAAUCAUGGUAAAGGAAUUUAUAUACGGUAAUUUCCCAUUACAUUUCUGCUUUAAAAUCAGAAAAAAAAAAAAAAAAAGAAUUUUUGGGAGCCAUUCUCUCUGCUUCUAGGCUGUUGCGGCAUGUUUUUUAGUCAAUAAGAUUGCAGUAGCACGGGUCUACCAUGGGAACA